Rhincodon typus (whale shark) is the source of this 3938-nucleotide messenger RNA. RefSeq names its product AFG1 like ATPase b (gene afg1lb). Gene Ontology annotation, molecular function: ATP hydrolysis activity; ATP binding. NCBI's taxonomy places the organism in Eukaryota, Metazoa, Chordata, Chondrichthyes, Orectolobiformes, Rhincodontidae. The record is from RefSeq and is a predicted model, not a curated record. The transcript is spliced from 13 exons. Bases 22 to 1458 code for a protein of 478 amino acids. Gene Ontology annotation, cellular component: cytoplasm; mitochondrion.
UGUUUGUUGACGGUCUAGAAGAUGGCGGCCUCCAGGACGCCCUUGGUUCCGUUCGGUCGUUUGAGCAACUUUUUAAACGCUGAAAGACGCGGGGUGAAGCGCACGCUAUGGCUGGCAAACCGGGUGUCCUUCAAAGGUUAUGCUCUUCCAGCAACAAACAGUGCUGCACCUGAUACAGGAUUUCAGUUGAAAGGUUCUGCCUUUGCAUCAAAUGUUGAAGGACCUUUGGAGCACUAUGAAUUAUUGGUCAGACAAGGUGACCUAAAGGAUGAUGACCACCAGAGAAAGGUUGUACAGUGUUUGCAGAAGCUUCAUGAAGCACUUAAAGGAUACAAUCCUGGUCAGCAAAAUUUCUUCUCAAAGUUUUUUGAAAGAUCUAUACCUCCAAAAGGCCUUUAUGUAUAUGGAGAUGUUGGGACAGGCAAGACCAUGGUGAUGGACCUGUUUUAUUCUCAUGCAGCUGUUAAAAGGAAAAAUCGAGUACAUUUUCAUGGUUUCAUGCUGGACGUCCAUCGAAGAAUUCAUCGGUUAAAGCAGACUUUGCCAAAAAGAAAACCUGGCUUAAUGGCCAAAUCCUAUGAUCCAAUAGCACCUAUCGCCGCAGAAAUCAGCGAUGAGAGCUGCCUGUUAUGUUUUGAUGAGUUUCAGGUUACAGAUAUUGCUGAUGCCAUGAUACUGAAGCAGCUCUUUGAAAACCUGUUUCAAAAUGGUGUUGUUGUUGUUGCCACGUCUAAUAGACCACCUGAAGACCUCUAUAAAAAUGGGCUUCAGAGGGCUAACUUUGUGCCAUUCAUUGCUGUCCUGAAGAAAUAUUGUGAAGCCAUCCAACUGAAUUCUGAAGUUGACUACAGGAAAAGACAGCUUCCUGGAGCAGGGAAGCUUUAUUAUCUCACAAGUGAAGCUGAUGUGGAGGCUGUCGUGGAUAAGCUAUUUGAUGAGCUGGCUCAGAAACAAAAUGAUAUAACACGACCAAGGAUUUUGAAAGUGCAAGGCAGAGAACUGAGACUGAGCAAAGCUUGCGGAACCAUAGCAGACUGCACAUUUGAAGAGCUGUGUGAUAAACCCCUUGGAGCAAGUGACUACCUGGAAAUGACUAAACACUUUGACACUGUAUUCAUUCGGAACAUACCAACACUGACUUUGGCAAAGAAGACUCAAGCACGACGCUUCAUCACUCUCAUCGAUGCCUUUUAUGAUCACAAGGUCAGGGUUAUUUGCUCAGCUGCAAUGCCAUUGGAGAGAAUAUUUGUUCAGAAGGAUCACGACAGUCAUGAAGACGAUGCCAGAGUCUUCAUAGAUGACCUAGGAUUGGAACAGACUAAACUGGAAGACCUUUCAAUAUUUUCUGGGGCAGAAGAAAUAUUUGCAUUUCAGCGCACAGUCUCACGGCUCACAGAAAUGCAGACUGAGCAGUACUGGAAUGAUGGAGACAGGGGAAAGAAGGACUCUGCUGAGUGAAAGCAAAUAUAAAUCUAUCAAACAAAUUCAGCAACAGAUCAAAUUUGAAUUUAAUUUAAGAACUGAGGUGUAAUCAUACUUUAUUUGUUCUCUCUUCACUCUAAGGACCAUUGAUAUUCUUCAGUACAACGGUUUCAAGAUUUGCUGGGCCCAAACUGCCAGUUUUCAUUGGUUUUGACAUUAUGGGUAAUCUAAGCAUAAUAUUAUCUAACCACUACUUCCUGAUUCAUUUCUUCUCGCUGCACUUCUUUAUCUUGGUAUUAUUUCCAUGUUCUGAAACUUUGAUCUCACAUCUAGGCUGCUCCUAGAAACAUGGUAAGAAGUCAUGGAACAAGAAAAAAGACAUUUGUUGUCUCAAGACCACUCCUUCCACAGACUAUGCACUAUUGUGGGCUGUAUUCCAUUAAUUUAACAUCCUCGGGAAGUUUUACAUGGAUAUUUUGGGCAUUUGUAUAUUUAAACUCCAGAAAUAAAACAGUUUUAUUGCAGUCUUCAAGGGACUUUUUCUGUCUGUUUGGUGGUCAUGGUGAAGGGGAGGCAGAGUGAGAAAGUUAAUUAAUAUUAUAACACCCAUAUAUAAAACAGAGUUUGACAUGCAGAGAUCUACAGGGGACACGGAGAUAUCUCUGCCCUUCAAUGUUACUAUCAAAAGCAUUGAGCAAAUAUGGAUAUGAACAAGUAGCUUAGCAGCUAAGGAGGAUUGAAGGUUAAUUUUCUGAAAAAUCAGCAGUAUUGAUUGGGUAAGUGAUGAAAGAGACACCCAGAAAAGAGGGAUGAUAAGAUCAGAAAAGAAGAGGAACACAAAUACAGUGUAAUGGGAUCUCCAGCAGCAGGGAGUCACAGUGAGGAAAGGCUUUAAGCAGAGGCUCAGUUGUACAAAAACCUCCAGUAUAAGUAGCAAGUGAGAGCAGCUGGAGCAGUUGAAUGAACCCUCUUUGGAAAGAAAAGGGUAUCACUGGGGGAAGGAAGGCUCAUGGGAAGAGUAGCCAAACAAAGGAUUCUUCAAUGCAAUGUAACUCACAGGCUAUUCCAUGUAAAUACCUCUAUGUUUAACCUUAAUCUUCCUUCAUAUUUACAAUGACCUGAUAACCUGUGGAAUAAAGAAUCCUUGCUUCAUGAUCUUUAAGCCAUUCGUGUGUGUUCAAAACUCCUGUUACAGUUCACCUUCUGUGAUCCUUCAAUGCCAAAUAAUCUGGGGAAUAUAAAUGGGUCUUAGGAUCCUUAUUUAUAUAUGCAAAAUGUCUAUUCCCUCAAUCAAGCAUGGGCAUUACAUUCUGAUUUUUUUUGGCUUUCACCAAUUUUGCUGGUGAGGCACUGUCAGGAAGGCUGUAUUGUUGUGAAAUAUGAGCACUGCACGGUUGAAAUACUGAACUAAAUUUUCCUCCUUUGAACAUUUCUAGAAUAUUCCAAUUCCUAGAUUGUUAGGACUAAUUAUAAUUGUAGACUACCACUCUACUGUUAACCAAUUGAAGAGUGGCAUGGAGAAACACUAUGGAAAAUCCUUAACUGUGGAUUUUCUUAUAUUUCACAUUGAUACAAAGUGGAGUUAAGUAUAGAGUGAAGUUAUAAAUGAAGGGAUUAAGAGAAAGAAAACGUCAUUGCCUGAAUGGUAAGGAAUUCAUAUGUAAAUUCAUAUGUAAAUAUGUAAAGUCAUUCUUUAUACUUCAGGCAAGUUUUAUGCAAAUUAUGUUACUUUUAAUUGUUACAGGUAACUACAGAUCCAUAAUCCUUGAACUGGGGAUUUUCUCCUGUUUUGAUGAGUUUAUUACUUGUGUUCACCUCUCUGUCCACCCUGUCAGUCUCCCUGCUAGUUACUAAGGAAAAGUAAUUAUUCGAUACUUCUGCCGUUUCACUGUAAGUUUCUGUCAGUUUACUUGUGUCUUGGUGCCCUAUCUGUAUCCUGUUUUCUUUUGUUACUGUUGAAAUGCCUGUAGAAUAUUUCUCUCUUUUUUUAUCCAUCGAAAGUUAAUUUUAUGAUUCCCGAUUAUUUUCCUUGUUUAUUUUUCUUCUUUACUCACCACUUUUAAAUUUCCAUUUUGUCAUCCUCCUUUACUUAUGCAAUUAGGAUACCUUUCAUUUAGUUUGAAGUCUGCGUUAUUUCUUUAUUCAUACAUGGUUUAUCAUUCCUUAUGGUCUUGUUUUUAGAGGAAUGCAUUUCUCAUAAACACUAUUAAUCAUCAUGUUCAAUAUUUUCCACUGCUCUACUGUCUCUGUGCUUGUCAAUAUUUUUCUCCUUUAUUUUGCCCAAUUCCAUUGUCAUGCUCAAAUCUAUUUUUUGUCUUGUAUCUUUUUCAAUCACUAUCGUAAACCUUAUUAAGUUGUGAUCAUUAUUGCCCAAAUAUCGUGUUUACCUCUCCUAUCCAUUUUGAUUCACUUUUGACUGUUAAAUGCCCGAGUGAUUGCUCUUGGUUUUUUUUUGCAUACUGGGUAAGAAAGUCCUCCUGUACACUGUACAAUAAAAUUAAUUUCUUGCCAGUUUA